AAGCGGGCGGAAGCAGAGGGGGCGCCACGCGGCGGGAGAGGAGGCCAUGGACGCGCGCCUCGGGGCGCUGCUGCUGGCGCAGCUGCUGGUGCGAGCGGAGGUCGGGGCGCAGGAGUUGGAGGACGAGGACCAGCUGUUUGCAGGUUUCGAGAACUCGUCGUUGCUCACGUGGCCCUGCGGCCAACGAACCGUUUCGACGCGCAUCGUGGGCGGGAAGGACUCGGAGCUGGGGCGCUGGCCGUGGCAGGGCAGCCUGCGCCUCUGGGGCUCCCACCGCUGCGGAGCGAGUCUGCUCAACCGCCGCUGGGUGCUCACGGCCGCGCACUGCUUUGAAGACCACAGUGAUCCGUUUGAGUGGUCCGUGCAGUUCGGCGAGCUGUCUUCCUCACCGUCUAUCUGGAAUCUGCAGGCCUACUACAACCGAUACAGUGUGGAGGAGAUCAUUCUGAGCCCUCUGUAUCUGGGGGCUUCGUCCUAUGACAUCGCUCUGCUGAAGCUGUCCUCCUCCGUCACCUACAAUAAGUACAUCCAGCCCAUCUGUGUUCUGACCUCCUCCUCUGAGUUCCAGAACCGGACCGACUGCUGGGUGACUGGCUGGGGGGACAUCGAAGAAGAACAGGAGCUGCCGUCCCCCUACAUCCUGCAGGAAGUGCAGGUCGGCAUCAUAAACAGUGCCAUCUGUAACUACCUCUACGCACAGCCCGUUUUCCGCUACGACAUCUGGGGAGACAUGAUCUGUGCCGGCACUAUCCAAGGUGGCAAGGACGCCUGCUUUGGUGAUUCAGGCGGACCCUUGGCCUGCGAAAAGAAAGGGCUGUGGAUUCAGGUUGGAAUCGUGAGCUGGGGGUCGGGCUGCGGGAGGCCCAACCGGCCCGGAGUCUACACCAACGUCAGUAGGCACUUCAGAUGGAUGCAGAAGCUGUUGGCCCGCAGCGGCGUUCCCAGGCCAGCCCCCUGCCUGCAGCUAUUGCUCCUGGCUCUGCUCGUGCUGGCCUCCCCACUGCGGAUGGCCUGAGCACACCAGAGCGCCUGGGAGUUGGGGCCAUCUGCUAUGCCAGGCCCCAUCCCCCACUGUCCUUCUGCUAAUAAACACGUUCCGUUCACAUGA
Messenger RNA from Mustela erminea (ermine), 1108 nucleotides. RefSeq names its product testisin-like. The record is from RefSeq and is a predicted model, not a curated record. Lineage: Eukaryota; Metazoa; Chordata; Mammalia; Carnivora; Mustelidae. Gene Ontology annotation, molecular function: serine-type endopeptidase activity. Bases 47 to 1015 code for a protein of 322 amino acids. Gene Ontology annotation, biological process: proteolysis. The transcript has 7 exons.